ACACGUUCUCAAACUGCUUGCUUUUAUUAACAAUUACUCCUUAAACAACCCUCAACGUAUACACACAACACAGAAUUAUACAUACAAAAAAACCCAAAUCUUGGUUAUAUUGAUCUUGAAAUCCUGUAAAAAGUGUGGAAUUUCGUGCGUUCUUGAAGAAUUGCAAUGGAGAUGGCCAUGGAAGAAGCUUGUUUGUGUGAGUUCUUGCUUAGGGUUGUACAAGUUCUUGCUGUUGAACAAAUUGACCUACGAAGAUUCCCUUUUGUUAUUUUUAUACAAAGCACAACUCCCACGUGUAAGUUUAGGCCUAUUUCUUGUUAGAAAGUUUUUAUCAUUAGGGCUUUCUUGGGUUAAUUCUUGAUUAUUACUUGAAACUUGAAAGUGUGGUGACCCAGUUUGUUUAAUCUUCAAGAUUUGUAGUUUUGGUAUCUGGGUAUUUCUUGGAUUUUUGUUUUGUGAAUGUUAGAUGUUGGAAGUUGCUAAUUUGGCUCGUGGAGAAGUUUUCAGAAUUCGGGUUCUUUAGGGUUCUUUGUUUUAGUUGUUUUGUGAUUGUGUUAGGUUUUAGGAUUUGAUAGUUUAGGUAUUGUCGAUGGCUGGAAGGGAAUUAGAGUUGCCAAAGUCAAAUGCGUCUACUUUAAGGGAACAAUUAGCUAGAAAGACUCUUGAGAAUGUUAGGAGACAGGGACAUAGUUAUGUUGAGUUAAGGGAAGAUAAUAAGAGGACUGUGUUCUUUUGUGUGUUGUGUUUGGCUCCGUGUUACAGUGAUUCUGUAUUGUAUGAUCACUUGAGAGGUAAUCUUCACAAAAUACGCUGUGAUGCUGCGAAAGCUACCUUGCUAAAACCAAAUCCCUGGCCAUUUAAUGAUGGUGUGUAUUUCUUUCAUGAUUUGUCUGAUCAAGUUGAGAAGUCGAAGGAUUCAAAUUCUGAUAGGUUUAGUUUUAUAGAAAUUGAUGAAAUUGAGGUAAAUAAUAACCUUGCAAUAGUUCCUCAUGACGGUAAGAAGAGUCCGGGGUCUUUUAGGCUAGAGUCUCCAGACAGGUCUGAUUCGGAAGCAGUUUACUCAGAUGGUGACAAGGAUUCUAGUGGGAACUGUAAUGGUAAUGAAACUGAGGAUUUAGUCAUUGCUGGUGUUUUGCACAAAGAUGAAAUUUGUGAUUUACAUGUGAGGUUCAUUGGCGUGGCUAAAAUUGCUGCUAGAUUCUGCAACAAAGAAGGGAUUUCCAAGGAUAUUAGUAGAUUGUGGUGUGAGUGGUUGGGAAAGAAUGAUCUUGAAAAUGAAGAUAUCUUUAUACCUGAGCAUGACUUUGCAGUUGUGACCUUCCCGUAUGACUAUGAUUUAGGUCGGAAGGCGUUGUUCCCUGAUGUGCAACACUUUCUUUUACCUGGUCCUCAGCAAGUAAGUGGCAGGGCUACCAAGAGGAAGAGGAAAUCACUUUCUGAUCCAGAAGACAUUAGCGAGUCUUUGGGAAGCAGUCAAUAUGAUUCUUCUGGUGAAGAAAAUCUAUCUUCAAAUAAUUCAAGUAUGAAAUUGACUUUGGGUAAAAGUGAUGGUCAGCUUAUGGAGUCGAGUGUUAUAUCGAGCAAAACUGUGCGGAAAGAACUGAGAAAGCAGCAACGUGUAGCUGCAGAAAGAAUGUGCGAUAUUUGUCAACACAAAGUGCUCCCUGGUAAAGAUGUGGCAACUCUUAUGAACAUGAAGACAGGCAGACUCGUCUGUAGUAGCAGAAAUGUCAAUGGGGCAUUUCAUGUAUUCCAUAUAUCCUGCCUUGUGCACUGGAUACUUCUCUCUGAGUUAGAAAUUCAUAACAAUCAAACUGCUGGUUCAGAAGUGAAACAGAGAGGUCGGAAAAAGGCUGGAGUUAAAAGGAAAGAGCUAGCAAAGGACGGUGAUAUAAAAUUUAUCGGGAAGAAAAUAUACUCAGUGUUCUGUCCAGAAUGUCAAGGCUCGGGUAUAGAUAUUCACGGAGAUGAACUGGAGAAGCCACCUGUUUCUCUCUCUGAGAUGUUCAAAUUUAAAAUCAAAAUUACAGAUGCACGCAGAGCAUGGAUAAAAAACCCUGAAGAGUUGCAGAAUUGCUCGUUGGGCUUUAGUUUCCCAUCCCAGUCUGAAGAAGCAGUUCAGGAGGAGAUAUCAUCUUUAAAGUUGCUGCGCUUUUACCGGGCUGAUGAGUAGAGUUUGGAUUGUUCAUAGUUGGGGCUAGAUGUUUGUGAAAUUGAAGCAACUCUUAUUUUGCAGUACACAGUAGGGUUGAGAUACUUGCAAGCUGAACUUGAUUAAUUCUAGUUAUGUAUAUCUUGUAAUUACGUAAGUUUGGUGGGAAACUGAGACAUACUUAACGGGUUCAACAUUAUAUACAUGGUGGAAAACUGAGACAUACUUAACAGUUUCAAUGUUAUAUACAUGGUUCUGUUGCACUCCA
Messenger RNA from Daucus carota subsp. sativus, 2420 nucleotides. RefSeq lists its product as uncharacterized. NCBI's taxonomy places the organism in Eukaryota, Viridiplantae, Streptophyta, Magnoliopsida, Apiales, Apiaceae. The record is from RefSeq and is a predicted model, not a curated record. Bases 590 to 2173 code for a protein of 527 amino acids. The transcript is spliced from 4 exons.